Cherax quadricarinatus is the source of this 733-nucleotide messenger RNA. NCBI's taxonomy places the organism in Eukaryota, Metazoa, Arthropoda, Malacostraca, Decapoda, Parastacidae. The record is from RefSeq and is a predicted model, not a curated record.
GUUGUUAUUGGUGGAGGAGGAGGAGGAUCAGCAGGAGUCAUGUACAGCACAUCAACACUCCAGCUACAGUGAUGGCUGCUGCCUCGUGCAACCUCGUGUUACCCACCAACAUUUAAUUUUUCCGCCGACGUUUUAGGUUUUGAACAGCAUUUGUUGGCGGGAGGUAGAGGAAGUAUCAAGGAGGUGCAGCUAGUAGACGUUCAUCACCAGAGGGAAACCUUGAGGCACAGUGCACAUAUAAAGAGGAAAUUAACCUGAUACUUCCAUCAUGGUUGCCAAAAAAAGAAAGACAAAGCGUUUGACUUUUAAACUCAAGUACAAAAUAGAGAAAAAAGUGAGGGAUCACCAUAAAAAGCUAAAGAAGGAGAAAAGAAAGCAUCCAGAAAAGUUUAAAAAAAGAACAAAAGAUCCUGGAGUGCCAAAGAUACUCCCAUUCUAUGACAAGGUCAUACAAGAGGCAGAAGAGGCAAAGGCAGCAAAAGAACGUCGCAGGGAAGAGGCUAAACUUAGAAGACGUGAGCAGCGAGCUCAAGUUCUCGCUAAAAAGAGGGAUAUUGGAAACAUAGAUGAACUCAUUCGAACUGCUGAAGAACGGGGUGCCAAAUUUGAGGCAGAUCAAAAAAAUAUCCAAGAUAUUAAUGGCAGCUUAAGUGACAGGUCUGCAAAAGCAUACUACAGAGAAUUCAAGAAGGUAUGUUUGAAUAUUUUGAUUUGCUAAAGCAUGAACACGUAA